AUGAACAAAAAUCAUGAAUUUGAUUUUUAUCAAAAAUUAAUGAAAAAGAGAUUAAAUGAUUACGAAACACAUUCAGAUGUGUCAUGUAAAAUUGGAUAUAGUGACUCUGAAUCUGAAGGAGUAGCUUCAAUAAAAGAAGCACCAUAUUAUUCUUAUAAUCAUAAUUUAAAAAAUUAUAAAAAGGAAAAAUUGGAAAAACCAAUAUGGAAAAGUUUUCAUGAUAUUGAAGAAACUGCAAAAAGUUCCUAUUCAGAUGAUGAACAUAUAAAGAAUGACAAAUCAGAAAACGAAAUUGAAUCUCCUAGAUUUGGUAAUUCAUCCGAAGAUGAGAAAGAAAAAGAAGAGGAAAUAGAAGAAAAUGAAUAUAAACGUAUACAUAAGAAUACUGAGAAUUUAUAUAUAUUUGACGAUGUAAAUGAAGAUGUAAAAACUUUAGAAGAAAAUGAAUCAUUAGAUAAUUAUACACAACAUAACAUUUCUAGUAAUAUUAAUUACAACUUUCGAGAAGAAUUAAAAAAUAAUAUGUAUAAUAAUUUAAGUAUGUUUAGAAGCAUAAAAGAUAAUUAUGAUGAUGCUACUAAACAUUUUCUUAAACCAAAAACUUUUAAAGAUGUGAAUGGUUUGUAUAAUGAUAUUAACGAUGAAAGAGUUGAUAUUGAUAUAUUAAAAAAAGAACAUGAAAGAUUAAAAAAAGUAAAUAAAUUAGGAAAUAUUGAACAAGCUUAUUUUCCAGUUACUUCUUUAUAUAAUGAUGAAGAUAUGGAAAAAAUAAAUAAACAAAAUAUCAGUAAAUUUAAAAAUAUAAAAAAUAAAAAAUUAGAGGAAAAAGAAUUUAAAAAUUCAAUUUCAAUUUUUAAUAAAAUAUAUAAUAAAUAUGAUGAAAUUAAUAUGAAUAAAAAACAUUUUAAAAAUAAUAACGUAUGUGAACAAAAAAUGAUGGAUAAUAAGCAAGGUAAAGCAAAGAAAAAGACUAUAUUAAAAAAAAUUAAAAAUAAUGCAGACGAAAAAUACUAUGAGGUGAAAGAAACAAAGUUAAUUAAUAAUGAAUUAUAUACGGAUGAAGAAAAAUAUGAAAGAAAAAACGAAGGUGAAAAUAAAUGCAAUAUGAUCAAUGGCAAAAAUAAAGAAAUGCAUAAUGAAAAACAACAAACAAGUGAAGAAGAAGAUAUAGAAGAGAAAAGAGAAGAUGUAGAAGAGGAAGAAGUAGAAGUAGAAGAGGAUAUGGAAGAGGAAGAAGAAGAGGAAGAAGAGGAAGAGGAAGAAGAGGAAGAAGAGGAAGAGGAAGAGGAAGAGGUAGAAGAGGAAGAAGAAGAAGAAGAGGAAGAGGAAGAAGAAGAAGAAGAAGAAGAUAUGGAAGAUGAAGAAGGAAAAGAUUAUAUAGAUGAAGAAAAGGAAGCAGAAAAUCAGAAAGAGAAUAACGAUGAUAAGGAAAUAAAUGAGGAUGGAUGUAAAUAUGAAGAAAAUAAAAUUAAUAACAAAAAUGAUAAUAUUGAUGAAGAAACUGAUUAUAUGUAUAAUGAAGGUUAUGACAAAGAAAAUGACGAAAAAGAAACAGGACUUUCAGGAAAAUUGAAAAAUAAAUUUAGUAAAAAACAAAAAUUUUUAGAAAAUAAUAAUAGUGAAAACAUUAUAAACAACUUUUAUAAUAAAAAAAAAAAUUCAAAUAUAAAAAAAAAAAAAAAAUAUAAAAAACAAAUUCCUUUACAAAAAGGAAACACUAGUGAUAAUAAUAGAAAAGUGGAAGUUGUGACAUAUAAAAAGAAAUAUUCUAAAAUUAAUGAAAAUUUUAUCAGGGAUCCUAACAUUAACAAUAAAACAGAAGAUGAAAAUUAUAAAAUUAAUGAUAACAUAAAUAAUAAUAAAAAAAAAAUAUAUGAUAAUUUUGAAAAAGAUGAUGACUUAAUGAAUGAGCAUAUUGCAAAAGAAAUCAAUUUUGAGUGGUGGAAAAGUAAUGAAAAUAUUAAUGAUUUGCAAAAUAAAAAUAAUGAUAUAGAUGAAAAAAUAAAUAAUGAAUGUAACUUAAUAAAUUCUGAAAGUAAAACUUUAAAAAGAGAAAAAAUAUUAAAUCGUUAUGAAAUACCAAAGGACAUUUCUUAUUACGCAGAAAAAUAUCAAAAUAAUAAAAAUAAAAAAGAAAAAUCAAAUGAAAUUAUGCACAAUGCAAUUCAUGAAGAAAUAAAUAUGAACAGUACAGCUACUGAAUGUAAAAACAUCAACGAAAAUGUAGUUUUACCUAAUGACACUAGUGGAGAUAUUCAUUUUUAUAAAAAUAAUGAUCUCAUUAACAGUAAAAAUGAUUUUAAUAAUAGAUAUUUAAAUAAUAAUAUUUUAUUAAAUAGUAAAAAGGAUUUAUAUAAUAAAGAUAUGAAUAAUAAUAAUGAUUCGGAAUUUAAUAAAAUAAUUGAAAAUAUGAAUAUAGAUAGCUUUAAUAAUAAAAAUAGAACUAAAUUUUCAUCGAACAUACAAAGUGAAAUGUUAAAGGAUAGUUGCAGUGUAGAAAUGAUUCAAAGCUAUCCAUAUAAUUAUUUAGGUUCAUUAAAUAAUUAUAAUUUAGUUAAUGAAUUUUAUUCACCUAAUAUUAGAACAGAUAAGUGUGAGAAACAUGAUAACAAUACAGAAUUAAAUGAUUCACACGUUUUAAAAAGUAUAAAUAUACCAUUUAAUGAGAAAAUGAAAAAUAAUGAUAUAAAUCAUUCAAAUAAUAAAAAUAUAAUAUUUAACUCUUUUAUGAAUAAUGAUAAUAUAAAUAAAGGAAAUGAGUUAAUUCUCACCCAUAAUAACUGUAUAGAGAAAAAAAUGUAUAUAGAUGAGAAUGGUAAUCUAUCUAAUUUUUAUGAUAAAAUAAACCUUUAUAAUGAAAAAGUUAAUGAAAAGGGUUUAAAUAAUAAAAAAGAAGAUUAUAUUAAGAAUAAUGUUAAUGAAAAUAAUAGUAGAGGAAACGUUAAUGAAAAUAUUGAUAUGGUUGAAAAAAUAGAAGAAGAAAAAAAUAAAAAAAUUAAUUUUUUUUUAAAUUAUUUAAAAAGUAUUAGUUUGGAUUCAGUAAAUAAUAUUUUUGAAUAUUUUGUUGAGAAUGAGAAAAACAGUACCGUAAAAGAAAUAAUGGAAAAAACUUUAUUAAAAAAAGAUAAUCAAAAUAAAAAAAUAAAAUUAGAAGAAUAUGUAAAUGAUCUUUCUAAAAGCGAUCAAAAUACUCAGACAGUGGAUAAAAAUUUAAAAAAUGAAGAAAUACAAACGAAUAACACAAGAAAGGUAGAAAAUUUUAUGCAAACAAAUAUAAAAGAUAUCAAUAAUGAGUUAUAUAUUAAAAAGGAUGUGUUAAGCAAAAAAACAAGUAUAGAUUCUGUUUUUUUUAAAAAUUUAAGUAAAGAUUUGAAUUCUUUUAAUAAUGAAAGUAAAGAAAAAAAGAAUGAUAAUUCUAAAAAUAAUUUAAAUCUUGAAUCAAAAAAUGAUUCAUAUGUUGAUACAAAAAAUAAUUUAAGUGUAGAUGAGUAUAAUGAGGUAAAAAAAAUACAUGAUUUAAAAGAAAAAAUUUUAGAAAAAAUUAAAUCUUGCUAUGAUAAUUUUAGUGAGAACAAUGAUGAAACAGCUAUAUUAAUGUUAAAAGAUAAAUAUGAAUGUACAAAUAAUAAUAAUUACUAUUCCAAUAAAGUAAAAGAUAAUACAAAUUAUAAUGCAAAUUCCAAAAGAAAAAACAAAAGAAAUAUGAGCGUAAUAACUGUAGAAACUACUGAAUCAUUGAAAUCAUUUGAAAAGGAAAUGAGUUUAUUAAAAUCACAUAAUGAAAGAUUAAAAAGAAGAAUUGAAAAGUUGUAUGAUGAAAAAGAAAAAAUAAAAAAUGAUUACAUAAAGAUUGAAAAAUUGAAAGAAAGUCAAGAUAAUUUAUUUUUAGCUACAGAAAAGCAUAUUGAAAAAUUACACGAGGAAUUAAAUAAUUUAUCAAAGGAAAAUGAAGACAUGAAAAAUGAUUUAAAAAAAAAAAAUAUAAAAAUAAUAGCUCUAGAGUCCCAAAUAGAUAAUAACGAAUUUUCCAUAUCAAGUCGUAGUACUCAUAAAAAAGAUGAACUCACUUAUAUAGAUUUAAAUAAUAAAUUAGAAGAGUUUAAGUGUCAAAUAACAGAUAAAAAAAAAGUAAAAGAGCAAAUAAAUUUGUUGCACACACAAUUGCACAUUUUAAAAGACGAAAUUAAAAAAGCAGAAUCAUUAAAAUUAGAAAAUGAAGAGCUAAGAAAAUUAUUAAAUAAAAAAAGCUCUACUAUUAAUGAACAUGAAAACAGUAUAAUGAAACUAGAAAAAAGUGUUGACAAUUUAAAUAAACAGAAUAUUCAUUUGAGUAAAGAAAAUGUUGAUUUAAACAAAAAGAGUUUGGAGUUCAAAAAAGGAAAUAUUAUAUUAUCAAGUUAUGAUGAAAAUAUAGAUACAAAUAAAAUGAAUGAAAUGCUAUCAAUUCGAAAUAAAACGAUGGAUUUAUAUUCAGAUAAAAUAAAUCUUCUAAAAAGUAAUAUUGAAGAAAAAGAAAAUCAAAUAAGAGACUUAGAAAGAAAUGUAAAUAUAUUAAAAGAACAAAAUUUUCAAUUAAAUGAAGAAAUUUUAGACUUAAAAGAAAAUAAUAUUAAAUUAAAAAAGAUAAGUUUAUCACCAAAUAACGAAAAUGAUUUAUAUAAUAAUAAUGAAAAUAUAGAAAUAAUGCAAAGGGAAAUUGAAAAAGUAUAUUUAGACAAAAUAAAUAUAUUAAAAAGUAAUUUAGAGGAAAAAAAAAAAAAAAUUGAUCUACUAAAUGCUUUAUUAGAAACAUCAAAUAAUCAAACAAGUCAACUAAAUGAUAAAGUUAAAAAUAUAUUAAAGGAAAACAAAAAAUUACAAAAAAAAUAUGAAAAAUGUCUUAAUUAUCUGGAAAAACUAAAAAUAAAAUAUGAUGAACAUAUUUUAAAGAAAAAUGAAAAAUCAGUCAUUUCAUUUGAUGAAUUGAACAAUUGUAACCAUAAUAAGGCAGAUUACCAAUCAACUAAAUCAAAUGAUCAAAUGUCUGAAAAUUUAUGUUUGAAAAACAACAAAGAAAAAAUAAUUUUGUCAAAUAAUAGUGAAGAAAACGAAAUGAAAAAUUUAAAUAAUAUGUAUCAUAGUGAUGAUGAAGAUAUUAGAGAACAUAAUAAAGGAGAAUAUGAGGAAGAAUAUGAGGAAGAAUAUGAGGAAGAAACAAAUGAAGAUAGUGAAUGUAUUAUAAAGUAUGGAAAUGAAGAAACUUCUGAGAAAGAAGAAAAUAGUAUUGAUUUUAAAGAAAAAAUUAGUAAUGAUAUUUUAACAAAAGAAGUGAAAAUGAAUACUUUAAAAAAACAUACAAACAAUGUAAAUAGUAAUGAAGAAGAUGCAUAUAAUGUAAGUUAUGUAGAUAGAAAUAAUAUGGAGAAAAAUGUUAAUAAAAAAAAUAAAAAUGUAUGCAAAGUAUUAAAAUAUAAUGAUUUAGAACAUGAAAAGAGCAAAUUGUUAGAUAAAAAAGGUAAAAAUCUUUAUAAAAAUUUACUGGAUAAUGAAAACAAAUAUGUUAAUAUAAAUAAUAUUUUUGAAAUUGAGAAUAUAACACAAGAUUUACAAAAUAUGUUUUAUAAAAAGCAAUAUUCUAAUGAGAAAUUAGAUAAUACUAUCAUAAAUAAUAAUUUAAAUAAUAAAAUUUUAAAAAGUUUUAAUAACAAUUUAUCAAACGAAAACCACAAUGCAUUAUAUGAAAAUGGAUUUCAUAGAAAUAGAGAACAAUUUUAUCAAAAAAGAAAUGAAAAUUUUAUACACAACGAUUCUAACGAUAUAAAUUAUAAUAAUGAAAAUAAUUUUAAUAAUAAUAUUAUGAGUGAAAAUAUGUCAAACUUAGAAUUUAUAAAUUAUACCUUAAAUGAAAUGAAUUUAAAGAAUAUGGAAAAAUCAUAUGUAACAAAUAAAAUAAAAACAUUCAAUGAUAAUGUAAGUAAUUAUAUAGAAAAAAAAAAAAAAAUAGAUGAAAUGUGUAACAGGAAUAAUUUGCUUUAUAAUAAUACCAAUCAAAAGUGUAACAAUUCUUCUUAUUCAAAUUUUGAUACAAAUAAUAUAAAGAUAGGAGAAACUGAAAAUGAUAUAUAUAAAGAAUUAUAUAAUAAGAAUAUCAUGGAUAAUAUAAAUAACAUAAAUAAAAUGAAUAUUACGAGUAAUAUGAAUAAUAAUGGAAAUAUUAAUAAUAUGAAUAAUAUGAGCAGUAGGAUUAAUAUUAAUGAUAUUGACAACACUAAUAAAAUGAAUAAUAUUAAUGAUAUGAAUAAUUUGAAUAAUAUUAAUGAUAUGAAUAAUUUGAAUAAUAUUAAUGAUAUGAAUAAUAUGAAUAAUAUUAAUGAUAUGAAUAAUUUGAAUAAUAUUAAUAAUAUGAAUAAUAUGAGUAAUAUUAAUAAUAUGAAUAAUAUGAGUAAUAUUAAUAAUAUGAAUAAUUUGAAUAAUAUUAAUGAUAUGAAUAAUAUGAGUAAUAUUAAUAAUAUGAAUAAUAUGAGUAAUAUUAAUAAUAUGAAUGUGAAUAACAUUAAUGGUAUGAAUUAUAUGAAUAAUGUGAAUAGAAUUAACAACGCUAAUAACAUGAAUAAUAUGAGUAAUAAGAAUACUUCGAAUAGUGUAGAUAAUAUAAUUAGGAAUAAUUCAAACAAUUUAAGAAAUUUAUAUAUAAAUAAUUUAGAUAAUCAAAAAGUAAGAGAACAAAUAGAAAACAAUAAUGUAAAUAGGUUUUCAUUAAAUACUAAUGAAACGAAUUUAAAAAAUAUUAAUUCAAAUAAUUUAAAGAGUAACGAAUGCAUGUCUAAUAUUAAAAAAAUAGAAAAUGAAGAUUCAGAUAGAACUAACAAAUUAAGUAAUGAAAAUAAUAUAUAUAAUUUUAACAAUGAAUUAAAAAAUAAUAUUGUAAAUUUGAACACUAGUUCAAAUGUAAAUAAUAACGAAAUAUAUUGUGACAGAAAAGAGAUAAAAAAUGUUAAUACUCCAGAAAAUAAUAAUAUAAUUAAUAAUAACUCCAAUAAUAUAUAUGAGAUUGAAACAAAGGAAAAUUUAAAUAAAGAGGGAAAUAAAAAGGGAGAAGCAUGGAUAAUUGAUUUAAAAAAUAAUGAAGUAUUUCCUUAUAUUAAAUUGAAAAAUACACUGUUAGAAGAAGAGAAACAAAGAAAAAAUAGUAGAAAAAAAGACAUUUAUGAUAAAAAUAGUAGAAAAAAAGAUAUCUAUGAUAAAAAUAAUAAAAAAAAUAGCAUAUUUGAUAAAAAGAAUUUCUAUAAAAAGGAUAAAAACUAUAAAUCAAUUUUACAAAAAAAAUAUACUAACAGAAUCUUAGAUAUGAGAAAUAAAGAUAAAUUAAAUUUAUUAGUAAGUAAUAUUUCCAAAUUAGUUAAAAGUAAAAUAGCAGAAGAAAUGCAUAAGAAAAAAUUACCUAAAGAUAUAUUAAAUUUUGAAAUUACUAAAAUAAAAAAAGGAAAUAGUUCUAAAAAAAAUACAUAUAAAUGUUAUGAUAAUAAAAGACAAGAAACCAAAAUGAUUUUAAGUGAUUCAAUAUCUAUAUCUUCUGGAACUUUUAAUAAUACACUUGAAACCAUAGAAGAUGAUAAUAGUGAUAUAAAUUCCCAAAACCUUUUAAAAAAUAUAAAUGAAAAUAUAUUCAGAUAUAAUAUUGCUAAUAGUAAUGUAAGUAAAAAUGAAAUAAAAAGUGCAAAUAGAAAAAAUGUAUAUCAUCCUAAUGUUGAUAAUAGUAGUUUAAAUAACUUCAUUCCUAAAGAAAAAAGCAAAUCUGUUCUAAAUGAUGGAAAUCUUUUAAAUAAUGACAUAUUGUUAAAUAAUUUUCUAUUAAAUCAAAAUUACGUUAAUGAUAUUAGAGAUAUUAAUGAAAAAAUUAUGAAUAAUAAUCUAUUUUCUUCUAAAAAUUCUCUAAAAAAUUUAGGAGAUACACAUUUUUAUCAAAAUUUAAAUAAUAAUGGUUUAGGAAAUGUCCCAUUAACCGGUAACAUGAAUUACUGUAAUUUGGUUGAUUCUAACUGCAAUUAUAACAAAUUAAAUUUUUUAAAUAAAAAUAUAAAUCGUAACAAUAAUAAUAUAGGAAAUGAUUUAGAAAUUAAUAUAAGUAAAAAUUUAAAUAAUAAUAAUAUAAGUAAUAUAUUAAAUAGUGAUUUAAAGGUUGACAUAGAGAAUAAUAAAGAUAAAAAUAUAACUAAUAACAAAAAUAUUGAUAUAAUGAAUAAGAGUAAUCAAAAUAUAUGCAAUAAUUUUAAUAAUGAUAUGAAGAAUAAUAAUCAAAACGUAUAUAAUAAUGUGAAUAUUGAUAUGUUGAAUAAUAAUGAAAAUAUAUGUAAUAAUUUGAAUAUUGAUAUGAUAAAUAAUAAUGAAAAUAUAUGUAAUAAUUUGAAUAAUGAUAUCGAAAACAGUAUUCGUGUUGUUAACCCAUUUGUGUUUUCCAAUGACAUUUUAAAUAAUAAUAAUAUUAGUAAUACUAUUUUUGAAGUUAAUAAAUUAAAUAAUUCAUACUUGUUUGAUAUUAAUGCUUUAGAACCGAAAGAAAAUUCUAUAAGUCAUAAUAAUACAGUUUUAAAUUAUAAUGUGUUGGAUAGAAAGGAUAUAAAUAUACCAAAUAAUGAAAUUAUUUUGAAUGAUGAUUUAAAUAAGAAUAAUAUUAAUAAUAAAAAUAUAUUUAAUGAAAUACAACGAGACAAUAAAGUGUAUGAAGAAAGUAAUAUAAAUGAAAAAACAAGUAAUCAUAUUUACAAAGAAAAUAAAAUAGAAAAUAAAAAUAAUAUAUUCAAAAAUAGUGUAAAGAGGUCUAUAUCAGUAGAUAUUAAAAAAAAUGAAACAAAAAAAAAUUCAGCUAACGAAUGUACAGAGUUAAAACCAAAAAUGAAUACGCAAAUAUUUAAUUAUUCUGAAAAUAAAAAGAAUGGCUUAAGAGAUAUGUCAGCUUAUGCAGAUAAAGUUUUAGAAGAUAUGAAAUCUCUGAUACCAUUCAAAGUCAAUAGUGUGAUUAAUAAAAUAAAUAAAGGUGAUAAAAAAGAGUGUGAAGUAAAGAAAACAUUAAAUAUUAAAAAAAAUAAUUCAAAGUCUUACAACGAAGUUAUAUUAAAUAAAUUAAACAAUAAUAUUAACAAAUCAGAUUAUUGUAAUAAAGGAACUAUUUUAAAAAAUAAUUACACCAAUAAUUCUGUUACAAAUUAUAAAUAUAAGAGAAUCAAUGAAAAAUCUGAAAAAAUGAUGGAGGCUUUAAAGAAUAAGGAAAAUAAAAAAAUUGAUUAUGCAAAAGAAAACUCCCAUUCUAAUUCAAUUAACUCAAAAAAGAUAGAUAAUUCAAAUUAUAAUAAAAAAAAGAAAUACAAAGUAAUUGCACCAAAUACCACUAAUAAAAAUAAAAAAUAUGCAUUAAAUGAACAUACUUCGGAUGAUAUAUGUAUUAAUAAUGAAUUUGGAUUUUUAAAUGAAAACAAAAGUAAUAAGUUAAGUCUAGGUUUAAAUGAAAACAGGGAUAUUAAUUUUAAUGAAGUAAGCAACCUUCACUAUAAUUCAUUUAAAUAUGAAGAUUAUAUAAAAGAAGCCCAAUUAAAUAACUGUGUAAGUGAUGGAAAUAAUAUAUUUAAUAACUCAAAUAGAAAUAAGAAUAUCAUACAAGAUCCUUUAAUUUUCAAUAGAAGAGAAGAAAGCAAUUUGUUUCAAUCACAAGCACGUAAGUCUUUGACAAGCUUUAGAGAAUCCUUAAAAAAACAAGGAAUUUUAGGAUAA
Messenger RNA from Plasmodium gallinaceum, 9744 nucleotides. Its product is annotated as conserved Plasmodium protein, unknown function. Lineage: Eukaryota; Apicomplexa; Aconoidasida; Haemosporida; Plasmodiidae. The record is from RefSeq and is a predicted model, not a curated record. The transcript has a single exon. Bases 1 to 9744 code for a protein of 3247 amino acids.